This is a messenger RNA of Musa acuminata AAA Group (dessert banana), 1495 nucleotides long. RefSeq lists its product as uncharacterized. Bases 139 to 1203 code for a protein of 354 amino acids. The record is from RefSeq and is a predicted model, not a curated record. Gene Ontology annotation, cellular component: catalytic step 2 spliceosome; post-mRNA release spliceosomal complex; Prp19 complex. NCBI's taxonomy places the organism in Eukaryota, Viridiplantae, Streptophyta, Magnoliopsida, Zingiberales, Musaceae. The transcript has 6 exons.
AGCUGCAUCGUCUCCGUCUCCGUCUCCGUCUCCUUCACUGGAUUAGGGUUUUCCUUUUUUCCUUCUUGACUUGGAACUUGCUCUGCUCCCAGAUCUCAAGCGGAUAGCAGAGCGGAGAGGAGAGGACAACGAGCGGGGAUGGAAAGCGGAGGAAAAGUGCAUCCGGAUUGCAUCAACGCAUCCAAUCCUCACCACGAGUGCGUCGAGUACUGUUUCAAACGAAUCGAGGAAGCCAAAUCUCGGGCCGAUGAAAUCGUAGAGGAGAAUAAGGAGAGCUUGAAGGAGCCGAAAGAGAGAACGGUGCACCCGGAUUGCAUCAACGCGUCCAAUCCCUUCCACGAGUGCAGCGAGUACUGCUUCAAAAGGAUUGCCGAGGCGAAGGAUCGAAUCGAGAGGAAUGAAUCAGGUAUGCAACAGGAGGAUGGCAUUCCUUCAUCCUUUAGUGGCUCUCACCAGAGUGAUGCGCCUCUUGAACAAAAACAAACUGAACAACUUAAUGAUGGUGGUGAUGCUCAUUGUGUCCAGGAUGAUACUGUGUCAGGCAAUCCUAAUCUCACUGAGAAGCAGAAAAAAUUGUUCGAAUUGAGGCUUAAGAUGAAUGAAGCAAGGAAGGCCAAUCAGAUGGCGAUGGUAGCAGAGAAAAAGAAAAUGGAAGCCCCAGCUGAAACAAGGGGUAUUUCAAAACAAAAAUGGCUCGAUGAAAGGAAAAAAAAGAUUGGAAAACUUCUUGAUUCAAAUGGUUUGGAUAUGUCAAAGGCCUACAUGCUUGAUACACAAGAGACGGCUGAAGCGAAGUAUAAGAAGUGGGAAAAGGAUCCUGCACCAUAUGGUUGGGAUGUCUUUAAUCAGAAAACACUUUAUAAUGCUCAUAAAAAGCGGACAAAGAAUAUUGAGUGUGAUAUGGAGGCAUAUAACAAAGCUAAGGAAGCUGAUCCAGAGUUCUAUCGUGAGGCUUCUAGUCUUCAGUAUGGCAAGGCAACAAAGGUCCCCGAGGAAAACAUUGACCGGAUGGUAAAGGAGCUUCAGGACAGGGAUGCAAAACGCAAGUCAUUUAGUAGGAGACGGAAGUUCCACGAAGAAAAGGACAUUGAUUCUAUCAAUGACAGGAAUGAGCACUUUAACAAGAAGAUCGAGAGGGCCUUUGGAAAAUACACUCUGGAGAUUAAGAACAACUUGGAAAGGGGGACUGCCCUACCUGACUAGUUUAGCCAUUCCACUACUUUGUAACAUAUGCUUUGAUCUUGCAAAGUGGAAUCUUGGUUGGGGUUACCCAAUCUAUAUACCAUAUUGCAUGCUUGGGUUCUUGGUCUGCUUGUGAUUGAGUGAAGAAUAAUAACCUGGAUGUUGGUCUCUCAAAGCAGGCCAGAAUGUUAUUGGAAGAAUUUGUGCUGGCAUAAUUGCAUUGUUUGAGAAUGUAAACCAAAGCACUGUUUUGUUCUUUAGUCAUGGUGGUGAUAUCUACAAAAUUUUGAAUAUAGGAAACCUAAUUUCUUCA